AUGGCAUUGGGCAUCAAACAGUUUAUUAAUGUCGGCGGUAUUGUGCGCGAUUUAAAGAGCUUCAAUUUUAGCGUUUACGGGCAAUGGUUCGGAUACAUUAACAUUAUACUGUGCCUCGCCCUGGGGAUUGCCAACCUGUUCCACGUGAGCGCGGUGAUCAUCUUUGGCAUCAUCGCCAUAAUACAAGGGCUGGUUAUAUUGUUCAUAGAAAUUCCGUUUCUGUUGAAAAUCUGUCCUCUUAGCGACAAUUUCAUUGAGUUCAUCAAAAGGUUCGCUACAAACGGCAAACGGGCGUUGUUUUACUUGGCAAUGGCUGCCGUGCAGUACUGUUCGAUGGCCGUGAUGGUCACGAGUCUGGUGGUCAUCGCAGCAGGUUUCACAGUGUCGUCUCUCAGCUAUACGAUUGCGUAUUUCAAGCACCAGCAGUUCCAAAGCACCAGUGUGAUCAAAAACCCAGCGGAUGACGAUUUCCCUCACGAAGCGGUUGUCCGCGAGAUGCUGUAG
Lachancea lanzarotensis is the source of this 504-nucleotide messenger RNA. It is a transcript of the gene TVP18, whose product is annotated as LALA0S02e01420g1_1. The record is from RefSeq and is a predicted model, not a curated record. Lineage: Eukaryota; Fungi; Ascomycota; Saccharomycetes; Saccharomycetales; Saccharomycetaceae. Bases 1 to 504 code for a protein of 167 amino acids. Gene Ontology annotation, biological process: vesicle-mediated transport. The transcript has 2 exons. Gene Ontology annotation, cellular component: Golgi membrane.